Messenger RNA from Zootermopsis nevadensis, 2274 nucleotides. The record is from RefSeq and is a predicted model, not a curated record. NCBI's taxonomy places the organism in Eukaryota, Metazoa, Arthropoda, Insecta, Blattodea, Termopsidae.
UCCCAAAACAUUUACUAUUCAAUGCUAAUAAAAGAAACACUUUGAAAGAGGAAGAGCUAAUUUUGAAUGCUUUCACUUUCCUUCCAAAUUAUCCAAGUGAUAAUCACAAACACUUUAAAUAUUAUAGUUAAACUAGUUUGUGUAAGCUUGCAUUAAGCCAGAUUUAUUUGGAAAUUUAAAAAGUAGUAAAUUUGUAUUUUGUAACUUUUUCUGCUUUAAUUCCUGAGAUAGCUUAAGAAUGCAAAUUGCAGUGUGAAAUGGAAGACAUUAUGUUACAGUUAAACUGUGUAAAGGAUAUAUAAACUAGUGACAAAAACUACCAUCUUUUUUGUAUCCAGGAGCGGAAGAAGGCGUUGCAGGCGGUGGCAAAUAUUUUGCAUGACAAUAAAUUGAUAUCAAACAACUUGGGCAAUGAAACAAGAAACCACAUUACAUUACCAGCUGUAGAAAAGUUUGUCCUGACACAAACGAGAUCGUAGACCAGUAGCAGGAGAAUGUUUAUGUCUGGGCUAGCAUUCAAAUUUAUGAUUUUGAGUUCAGUUUCUCUAUCUGUGACAUCAUUAUCAGUUAUUACCAUGAAGAGAGUUUAGUAUAAAUUGGCAGCAUAAUAAUCUCGGAAAUGCAGUUAAAAUUCUGAUAAUGUAAGGAACUUUCACUGUGUCAAAGAUUGUAUUUAAAGACUUCUAAAGAAACUAUUGACCCAUUUCAGCCUGAGAUCCGUUCUGCUGCAACGGAUUGUGUCAAUGCUUGGGGUCAGCAGUGCGGAUUUAAGGAGUUCUUUCGUGGUAAUAUGAUUGAAUAUGCCCUUAAGAGAGGAAGCCCAACCCUGCGAAUAGAACUUUGGGCAUGGCUUACAGAAAUACUUGCCACAUUGCCACCCAGGUCUAUCCCCAAGAGAAAAUUGGUGACGUAUCUGCCACACUUGUAUGCAGAUUUGGAGUAUCGUAAUGCAAAUGUGAGGAAAAAUGCCGAGGAGGCUAUCGUUCCAUUUAUGAUACGCUUGGGACAUGAGACAAUGGCCGAAGCCUCAGAGGAAUUGAAAACUGGCUCUCGCGAUGUUGUAAUCGCAGCCCUUGACAACGCAGGAGCGUCUGCUGGUGUUGUUGAUGAUGAUACAUCACCUCUUCUUCAGAGCAACGACUUAAAAGACCAGCGCGUAAUUGAUGAGCAAAACCAGAAGGUUCCAAAGUGGGACUUCACAUACCUAAGAGAAGAAUUUGUGAAUUUACUGAAAGCUCAAAUGACAGAUGCAAAUCAGACACUAUUGGCAAAUAUGUUUGAUUCAGACUUUCAAUCGCAUCUUAAAGCAACUGACGUACUAAGUGAGGACUUGGACAGUAACAGAAAUGGAACAGUUGCCAAUUUGGAUCUCAUAUUGAAAUGGUUCUCGCUGCGAUUCUUUAACACAAAGACGUCAGUUUUGUUAGAAGGACUGACAUAUUUGCGGGCUGUUUUUACCGAAUUGAUUCCACGAGAAUAUGUGUUGUCUGAUUAUGAGGCAUCAUGCUUCGUUCCGUAUCUGAUUCCGAAGAUUGGAGAUCGUACGGAUACUGUCCGAGAACUGCUCAGCCUUAUCAAACUGGUGUAUCCAGCUGAAAUUUUUUUUGCAAUUAUGAUGAAAAGUUUGAAGUCAAGCCAAAAUGCAACAGCGCGCGCUGUGCCACCCAGGUCUAUCCACAAGAGAAAAUUGGUGACGUAUCUGCCACACUUGUAUGCAGAUUUGGAGGAUCGUAAUGCAAAUGUGAGGAGGACAUUGUAUUCACUAUGAGGAGUCAGAAGCAUGUUCAGGUACAUCAGAUGAGCACUUUUGAUGUGAGGGACCCAAGCACUUGUAAUGUCUCCUCUGGGAGUUCCCACACAGUGUUUUGAGGUCAGCAGUCGAAGUUUGGCGAGCUAUUUCCUUCAGGGCAGCACUGAGAUCAGGUUUGCAAACUUUCACUCCAUAGUUUUCAAUAAGUGAUCCAAGAUGCUGAAGACAUCCUGAAGAAUGAAAAAUUCCAAUCAUUAGUGUCACCAAGAUACAAAAUGUUCCAUUACAAAAUUAUUUCACACAAAGCUCAAAUCAAAUCCCACAGAACAAUGAAAUGUCACAAAUUAGAAGCUACAAUUCAAGAAUAUACAGCAACUGAAACCCAAAUCCUAACAAAACAAUUCUAACACGAGAGAAAGAAGUUACAAUUCAAUUAAUCCCUCCUUAUUGUGUUAAAUCAGAUAAUGAAAUAACUAAUUUAACAAUAAAGAGACAAAAAUAUCUUACAUAAGGUCAGAAAAAAA